Manihot esculenta (cassava) is the source of this 2960-nucleotide messenger RNA. RefSeq lists its product as uncharacterized. The record is from RefSeq and is a predicted model, not a curated record. Bases 1694 to 2167 code for a protein of 157 amino acids. Lineage: Eukaryota; Viridiplantae; Streptophyta; Magnoliopsida; Malpighiales; Euphorbiaceae. The transcript is spliced from 2 exons.
GCUGGCAAUACAUAUGAAGGUAUUAUAUUCUUUUUUUUCAUCAGGCAAUUUUUCUUUUAUCUUUUAAUGAUAUGUAACCGACAUUCUAUACCCGUAUCCCUCUAAUAUAUUUACGCUGGCAGUACAUAAGAAGGUAUUAUAUCCUUCUCUCAUCAGGCAACCCUUUUAAUUCUAUUAGGCGUUAUUUUGACACGAUCGCAGACAUCACGGGGUCUGUUUUUCCAUGAAAGCUAUCGGAUAUUCGAAACUAGGAUCCUAUGGAUAAAUUCGCGUCCAGCCUAGUUUGUCUGGAUAGGCCCUAAACCCGUAGAGGGUUUAGAGCCGUGUAUAGGGCCCUCAUGGAACUUAGGUCCAUUUCUUCUAGUUCAGGCUGCCUCAAGCUCGAGCGUCUAGAGCCGAACAGUCAUCAAGUCCCUUUACCUGUUCAUUAAUCAUUUCAUGAUUUAUGAGGGGGUAAGUUUCAAAAUCCCAAUUAUUACCAUGCAGCUCUGGGAGGAUUUUGUCAAAGUGUCCUUUCUCUGCUUUUUCCCAUUUCAAAUUUGUGUUUUUGCUCGUUACUCUGUCUUUUGCGCUGCUUUUGCUAUCUUGCCCUUUCUUUUCCCUGUAAUCUCGAUUUUCCAAUUCGAGGUAUGUCUUGCUCCUCCCAUGACUUCUUCUAGGAUUUCUAAGGUAGUCGAUUCAAUCUAUUUUGUUAUCCCUUCUUUCUUUUCCCAUUUUUUCUCUCGUGACCUUGUCGAUACCUUGAUCUUUAAAAUUAGGGCUUCCCAGCCUAAUGAGCGCAUCAUUCUCUCUAACCCACUCUCGGUGGGCUUGAUGGACGCUCAACAGAUGCGCAAUCAAACAGCACGAAUUCGGGCUAACAUUCCCCUUUAUCCCCAUUCUCAUCGAGGUCUUCCAUCAUUUUAGGGUGACUCCUCAAAUGUUGUCUCCCAACUCUAUCUUAUUCAUGUGUUGCUUUGAGUCCAUCUGUCUAUGUUGGGGUUUUGCUCCUUCUAUCGAGUUGUUUUGUACUUUCUUCUGCCUAGUUAGAUCUAACAAUGAGUUUUACUAUUUUGGCCCUCGAGCUGGAUUGUCUAUAUUCACGAGGUAUAAGGAUUCAAUUUAUUGUUGUCGAGCUGAAGAAGAGCUUAGCGAUUAACUGAGAUAUUGACCUCUCAUGGGGGGAGGUGCCUCAGGGUUGUAAUGAAUUCCCUAGGUUGAACCUUAUAGAUCAAAUCUGCCUUCUUCGACUAAUCUCUGUAAAGAAUAAAUAUGGUGUCAAGAAAUGCAUAUUUAUGUCCAACCUCUAUGACUGCCAGCAAGCUGGUAUCUUUUAAUUUUUCCCCUUUGUAUUCUUCUUUUGUUAUUUUGAGCUCUGAUUAAACUAGUUUUUUCUUUUCAGCUUCCGACAUGCCAAUCAAUAGGUAACAUUAAGCUCCUCAAAAACUUCACCUUGUCCAGGGAGAGCAUGAAGGACAGCUUGGCCACUUCCAAAGCUAACAAGUCUAUCACUAAUGUGGCCAGGGAGGUUUUUUAGGCUGCAACUCUUGCAUCAUCAGCUCGCCCCUCUACAAGUACCACCAUAACUUCCUUGGCUUUAGUGCCAGUGUCGAGGGGCUAUCAUUCUGCGGCCUCUUGGACAUUGGUCCCUCCCAAGACACCGGACUUUUCUAAGGCUUCACCUACUCUAAAAGAAGUUCCCAAGGAGUCUAUCAUGGUUAGUGAGUUAGCAGAGAGCAGCUUAGAGGAGGGCACCAGGUCUCCUCCCUUGAAUGUUUCUUCCAUCAGUGCUGUGGGUGCUAUUACCAUUGAGAGCAAGGUUGCUCAGCGUGCCAGAACUUUAAAAGUCACAGAGGCAAUCCUUUCUUCUCCUAUUGAUAAGCGGAAGAAGGUAGUAGAGAACUUGUCUUCUACCCCAGAUAACGAGCUGCUGAAUGGUACCGAGGUCAAUGUUGAAUCGACGCUGGCCUCCAUGGCUGAGAUGCUAUGCGACAAGAUAUUUAAGGUGGCUCUAGAUGUUUCUGACCCCCAUUCUCUAGCCCUUAUCAGCCAUCUGGUCUAUGCCACUAAACAACAGGCGGCUUUCAGCUUGCAUCCCAUAGAGGCCCUUGGAGACAGUCUAAGAGAGAUGCUCCUUAUGUCUUUUGGCAUGUACAUGGAUAUUGAUGUCCGAAAUCGAUCUCUCUAGGGCUCUAUGGACUGUCGUAUUGAGGAGGGGCAUCGAGAGGAGAACCUGCUUGCUACGGCUGAGGCCCAUGGGCAUAUUAUUGAAUUCAAGGGGCAAAUCGAAGACCUCACUAAGCAACUGGAGGAGGUUGUUAAGUCAUCUCAAUAGAACUCUGUGGCGAAGUCUCAAUGAGAUGAAGCCCUUGCACAAUUGUCUAUUUUGGAGGAGACUCGCCAUCAACGUGCUGAGGCCUAGGCUCAGCACGACGAGGUCUUGAGCUCAACAAAUAUAUUGAUGACCUAAAAAGUAUGACCUCAGUAGUGGAGAAGUAUCAACUUCAGCAACAACAACUCCGCCAAGAGGUUUCUACUUUGGAGGAGAGGUGUGUCUCUCUACUGAGGGAUGCUAGGGCUGUAGAAGAUAGAGUUUAGCAGGCAUGCGAAGAACGGCUGGGAGAAUACAAGAACUCAACGGAGCUAAAGGAGAAGAUAUACAGGGAGGCCUUCCGUAUGUUUGCUUCGGGCUACAACCAAGGCCUCAAAGCUGCCUGUGAUGCCCUCUCCAUUUUGUUAGCUGACUUACGAGCUCCAGAGGUCAAUUCUGAUAGCGAGAAGGUCUGCUACGGAGAGGAUGACAACCCUUUUCCUAAGAACCUCCCUCCUUUGCCCUCUAUAUAGCAGGAGGGCAGCCUUUCUAGGUCCUUUGGAAAUAAUGAUCUAGGUAGCUAUACUCCCCCUUCCCCUGCUACUUUUGUCACAAACCCUAAUAGUGUAGGGAAAGAAUAAAUAAAUAAAUAAAUUUACUUUUAGGCCUU